Messenger RNA from Cantharellus anzutake, 1884 nucleotides. RefSeq lists its product as uncharacterized. The transcript has 5 exons. Gene Ontology annotation, molecular function: transcription cis-regulatory region binding; metal ion binding. The coding region runs from base 1 to 1884 and encodes 627 amino acids. Lineage: Eukaryota; Fungi; Basidiomycota; Agaricomycetes; Cantharellales; Hydnaceae. The record is from RefSeq and is a predicted model, not a curated record. Gene Ontology annotation, biological process: positive regulation of transcription by RNA polymerase II.
AUGAACACUUCUCGUAUCACUCCGAUACAGUCCAGCUCUCCGGUCUCCAAGCGUCAUUCGAAGCAGUCUCUGAACCAUCUUCUCAACUUUACACUACCUCCUCGAGUACAGCACCCUCCUCCUUUGCCGCGAAGACCUAGACGCUCCGUUCGACAGCUGAGCUGGAACAAAGAGAAAUUCAUCAAUGCGCAAUAUAGGUUUGUAGUGCGUCCGACUGGCGAUUAUACCGUACAUUUUGCGGAUCCCGAUAUUUAUUUUCAGUGGAAAGACAUUCUUCAAGUCAUAAUUUCAAGACCGGCUUCCGAUGGAAAUGGCGCUGGCUGCGAUAGUGCCGCUAAUUGCCCAAUAUGUUUGUCGCUGCCUGUUGCACCGAGGAUCACGAGAUGUGGACAUGUGUUCUGCUAUCCUUGCAUACUGCAUUAUCUCGAAACUGGCGACAACACCAAGUGGAACCGAUGCCCAAUAUGUUUCGAUCCAAUAACAUCCGGCCAGCUGAAAGUUGUCCAAUGGUCAUACGCUCCGUGCUCCCCUCCGCCCGCUCCCCACCACAAGUUGACGUUACGUCUAAUGGAGCGGCCUCAUAACACGACUCUAGCGUUGCCACGAUCCAGCACAUGGCCUUCUUUACCCUCUUUAGAAAUCCUUCCACCCCAUGAAGCCCCAUUCCAUUUUCUUCCAGACGUUCUUAAUUUCUCUAAAUUUAUGCUGGCUACCCCGGACCAGUUAGUUCUUGAUAUAUCUCGCGAUAUUGAGGACUUGGAUCGGGAAGCGCAGCUGUUGCUCUCAUAUAGUGACACAUUGGGAAUUUCCUUUGUUCACAGAGCGCGCGAGCAGUGCGUUGCGAUGCUGCGAGACGCGCAGAAGAUGGAAGAGGACGGUUCCCUAAUGCAAAGCAUUGAGGAGAAACGCCUGCUACUCCGGGAGGCGCAGCGCACCGCUGAGAUCCGAGCGCCACACGCAGCUGUGUCAUCACUGACGUUUGUUGAACGCCCUACUCCCGAACACACUCAGUAUCAGAGCCCCGAAGCGCUGGUUUCUACAGGGUUAGCCCCUAUUCUGCUUCCGAUGAAUCAAGGUCGAAGCGCGCGUCAAAGACGAAACGUUAACCCCCCUCCUCAUUCGACGCCCAAUUACAUCUUUUACCAGGCCGCGACAGGCGCUAAUACUUUCCUCCAUCCGCUCGACACCCGCAUUCUCCUAUCCCAUUUUGGCACCCACGCGGCGUUCCCGAACGAAAUUACUGUUGGUGUGGCGUCAAGUUCGGAAAGCACAGUUGACGAUGAUUUGAGAAGGCGCUGCAGAUAUUUGGGUCAUCUUGCGGAGGGGGCUGAUGUUGUGUUCAUCGAAGCGGAUCUUGAGGCCGUUGUUGGGCUAGAGUCCCUAAAGCCUUUCGAAAACGUUUUGAAAAUUCGGCUUUCUCGGCGAAAAGAUCCUCGCAUCAAAGCGGAAGGGAAAGAGAUGGCGAAACUUAUGGACAUCCUGUCGGUCUCUCAGUCUCAAGUGCUGUUGCAUGAUCGGGGAGAUGAACGCCAGAUUACGGAUGAAUCUCAAGAUGGUGAUGGCGAUGAAGGUUAUAGUGAUGGGAAUGUUGAUUUCAAUGUCGAGAGUGGCGCAUCAGUGGCACAUCCGCCACAAGCGGCAAUUUCUACCACGGGAGCUUGGGGCGCUCGAUCAUUUGCCUCGGCUGCUCAUUCGGGAGUUGCCUCUAUCGGACAAACCAUCAAUCCCCCUCGGUCUCGGCUUGCCAGAAAUGAACCUCCCACGGACUGGAAUUAUGACGAAGCGUGGCAUGAUUUGGAGGAAGCUCAGCUCAAUGGCAAGCGCGGGAGAAGCAAGAAGCUCAUCUUGCUCGGUGGCGGUGGAGGACGCCGUGGCCGCAAUUAG